Molecule: messenger RNA, 2609 nt
Organism: Megalops cyprinoides (Indo-Pacific tarpon)
Lineage: Eukaryota; Metazoa; Chordata; Actinopteri; Elopiformes; Megalopidae
Product: pre-mRNA-processing factor 39-like
Exons: 14
Coding region: 98-2278 (726 amino acids)
Biological process (GO): RNA processing; mRNA 5'-splice site recognition
Cellular component (GO): U1 snRNP; commitment complex; U2-type prespliceosome
Molecular function (GO): protein binding
Source: RefSeq, a predicted model, not a curated record
GCGAGGGAGAAGUUGGUGGUGGAGAAUGUGGAGAGUCGAGCCUUCUUUCUAAACAGUUUAGAAUAAAAUAAAUCAUUCCUCGUUAAAGCAUAUUUUCAUGGACGAAUCUGAUCAGUCCCUUGUAUAUGAAUCUGGAGAGCCCAUGACUGGCAUGCUGAACUCGGACCCUAUUGGGAGCAGCAGCUCUCCUGGCGCUGAAGGUGUGGGGAACGGCUGUCAGCCCUCCCCCCCUGACUUGGCUCAGGAUUUGGCCCCUGUCCAGCACCCUGGCUUGGAAUCUGUUGCAGCUCUGAUGGACGGAGGGCAGGACACGAUGGAGCGAACGGACAAGGACCGGGAAGAGCAGCCAGAGUCCAUGGCCCUGCAUUCGGUGGAGCAGGCCUCAGCCCAGCAGCUGGAGUCCUCCGAAGCGGGCAGCCCCACCAACAUGGAGCUGGAGGACACGUCAAAGGACGACACAGAGGUGGAGACGGAGUCUUCCAGCAUGGAGGUCCCUUUCCCCACUGAAUUCGAGAAGUACUCCAAAGUGGUGGAGGAGAACCCGGAGGACUUCAACGGAUGGACGUACCUGCUGCAGUACGUGGAGCAGGAGAAUCACAUUGGGGCUGCCCGCAUGGCCUUUGAUUCCUUUUUUGCCCGGUAUCCCUACUGCUAUGGUUAUUGGAAGAAGUAUGCAGACAUGGAGAGGAGACUGAGCGACACAAAGGUUGCAGAGGAGGUGUACCGCCGAGGCCUGCAAGCCAUCCCGCUGAGUGUGGACCUGUGGCUGCACUUCAUCACCUUCCUGAGGGAGACUGCUGACCCUAGCAGUCCCGACACGGAGGCCACAAUACGAGCAACGUUUGAGCAUGCAGUGCUGGCGGCAGGCACAGACUUCCGUUCUGACAGACUCUGGGAGGCCUACAUUAACUGGGAGACGGAGCUGGGCAACCUUGCCAACGUCACUGCCAUCUACGACCGUGUUCUUGCCAUCCCCACCCAGCUGUACAGCAGCCACUUCCAGAGGUUCAGAGAGCAUGUGCAGAACAACCUGCCCAAACACUUCCUGUCGCUAGAGGAGUUUGUGCGGCUUAGGAAGGAGCUUGCCGCAGCAAACGGGCACAGCGGUGAGGAAGUGCCUGCGGAUGAUGACGACCUCCCACCUGGCACGGAGGAUUUGGCCGACCCCGCCAAGCUGGUGACUGAGAUCGAGAACAUGCGUCACAGGGUGAUGGAGGCUCGCCAGGAGGUGUUCAGUCACAAUGAGCACGAGGUCAGCAAGCGCUGGACCUUUGAAGAAGGGAUUAAGCGGCCUUACUUCCAUGUCAAAGCACUGGAGAAGGCCCAGCUGAGCAACUGGAAGGAUUACCUGGACUUCGAGAUUGAGAAUGGGACCCUGGAGCGCGUCAUGGUGCUGUUUGAGCGAUGCCUGGUGGCCUGCGCCCUCUACGAGGACCUCUGGAUCAAGUAUGCAAAGUAUAUGGAAAAUCACAGCACUGAAGGUGCGCAGAAUGUGUACAAGAGGGCUUGUGUGACACAUCUUCCCAAGAAACCAACAGUACACCUGCUUUGGGCAGCGUUUGAAGAACAACAAGGUAACGUGGAGGAGGCCCGCAGGAUCCUGAAGAGCCUGGAGGAGGUGGUGCCGGGCCUCGCCAUGGUGCGGCUGCGCCGGGUCAGCCUGGAGCGGCGCCACGGCAACCUGGAGGAGGCAGCGUCCCUGCUACAGGAUGCUGUCACGAACGGGAGGAACGUCAGCGAGUCGUCGUUCUACUCCAUCAAGCUCGCCAGGCACCUCUUCAAGGUGCAGAAGAGCCUGCAGAAGGCCAGGAAGGUGCUGCUGGAGGCCAUUGAGAAGGAUAAGAUGAGCCCUAAGCUGUACCUGAACCUGCUGGAGUUGGAGUACAGUGGUGACCUGAGGCAGAAUGAGGAGCAGAUCCUCUCCUGCUUUGACAAGGCUCUGAGCAGCCCUCUGCCCCUGGAGUCGCGCCUCACUUUCUCUCAGCGCAAGGUGGAGUUCCUGGAGGACUUCGGCAGCGACAUCAACACGCUUGUAGCUUCGUACGAGGAGCACCAGAAUCUCCUGAAAGAGCACGAAUCCACCAAAAGAAAAGCUGAAAACGGCUCUCAGGAACCUGAACAGAAGAGGCAGCGCAUGGAAGACCACACGAUGGCCACAGGACCCAUGAUGCCUGACAUGCAGGCCAAUCACUCUGCCUACAACUACAACUGGUACCAGCAUUACAACUACCAGAACCCAUGGGGGUAUGGACAGUACUACCCACCACCCCCAACAUGAUGGAAGCCUCUGCAAAAUGGGUGUUUAAGUACAUGUCUUUCUACUCUGUCCAUCAACCAGCACCCUCUUCUCCUUCUGGUUGACCCCCCCUCCCCUUUUUUAUACAGGGCUUCAAAGAUAAAGAAGCAGUCUGAUAUUGUCUCAUGGGCAAAUUAAGUGGGUGUUUUUCCUCUCCAGAAAGUUUUUGAUUUAAAUUUGGGUCACUUAGUUUCUUGUUGGGAACUAACAACAUUUAGCAGAUGUUUAUGGUUUGGAAAUAAUUCUUACAUCCCUUCUAUUUUGUUUGAUGUGAACCUCUUAAGAUAAUUUUCAAGUGAGGUUUGUUUUCUAA